AGAUUGACAUGAUUUCGUGCCGCGCUAGAUUUCGAGCUUGUCUCUAGGCCGAAUCUUUGUCGUUUACUCUUGUAUCCAUCCUCUUUUUGAGGGGAGUAUGGCAUUUUGCCAUGGUAGGCCUUGAGCCUCAAUUUUUUGAGCCUUCGUCCGCUUCGUGCGGACACACCCUCCUUGUAAAAUCCCCAGUUCGCUGUUUCCUAUCCGUCGAAUCCCCCAUAGAGUUUCUUGCGGCAACUUAUCGGCCACCGGCAUUUUCUCUGGCGGUUCUGUUGCGUUAAUGUAUUGCAGGUUCGUCAGGCUAUGAUGAUGUAUCUUCGCUGCGUGGUGGCUAA
This is a messenger RNA of Guyanagaster necrorhizus, 332 nucleotides long. RefSeq lists its product as uncharacterized. The transcript is spliced from 2 exons. NCBI's taxonomy places the organism in Eukaryota, Fungi, Basidiomycota, Agaricomycetes, Agaricales, Physalacriaceae. The record is from RefSeq and is a predicted model, not a curated record. The coding region runs from base 111 to 278 and encodes 55 amino acids.